CACACCCUUUGAGCAUAGACCUACCCACAAUCCAUUGCGCAUGUGUUCGGCACUUUCACCCAUUCUGCCAGCACGUGCACUCAGCUGCCGCCAUGCACCGCUCAUUUGCUUCAAACUUUGUUCGACCUAACCUGCCUCUGAGGAAGCCAUUGUCGAGCCCCUUCGCUCCUGUCGGCCCGAGGCCUCGGCCUCCAACCAUACCUCAGGCUCCCACCAUGCCCGAUGCAACACCUGUGCAGCCCCUGUUAGGUGCCGUUGAAGACGGCCCUACAAAUGCACCAGUCAGCAUGGAUCAACCUGUAAUGUUAGGAUCCAUGCCGCCAGCACUGGUGGUAUACUUCUGCAACUUCUGUGGUCAGAAAGGGGGAGUGGGGCUCCCUUUGCAGGGCACAGCGCCCCUCCAAGACAAUGGAAAUGUUCGAUGUAAGCGCUGCAAGAAGACGCCCUACUGCUCUGUGGUGUGUCAGACAGAAGAUUGGAAGGCACACAGACACAUGUGCAAGUCCAUUGAUCCAGAACCUGCAAAAGCGAAAACUCAGGAAACUGAAGCUUUGCCAGUGACGGGAGACCAAGCUAGCAUGCUUGAGUCUAAGCAAUGUGAUGCAUCCAGCCUCGAGAGGGUCUUUUUUAAGGACUUGCAUAUGACAAAAAGUAUUAAGGGAACCGACAUCCAGGCAUCUGUUGUAGAGUUCUACAGCCCUGGCAAGUUCUUCAUCCUUGCCCAAAGUCCUGAGCUGCUGGUCGCUCUUCAAAGAAUCAGCAGAGAACUUCAGAAAACGUACAGCUGCUCAUCAGUGACAACAUACGUACCCCACGUUGGAGAGGUCUGCGGGGUUAAAUUCUGUUUUGACAUGAACUGGUACCGAGGCCUUGUCCAGACUUUGGCUGCUGACCAGAAGACAGCUAAAAUCCUUUACAUUGACUUCGGCAAUGAAGAGAAUGUCCCUGUGGACAGGAUCAAGCCUCUUGCAGCUAAUGUUCCGCCAUUUUGUCCAUGUGCAAUGGAGUGCCGUAUUGCAGGGGUGGUUCCUGUGACUGACAGCUGGUCAGCCGAGUGCUGUUUGUCAGUGAAACGGCUCUUGGCCGGCAACACUGUGACUGUUAAGCUCGAGGAAACCCUAGAAAAUGGUCGCAUUCAUGCUGUGGAUAUCCUGCUUUCCAUGGGAAAGAAGUUGAGCGCAUUCCUCCUGGAGCAUGGAUAUGCAGCAGAGGAAACAGUCAGCGAAACACCAACUCGCCUAGAAAUAAAUGCCAUGGUGAGUGCAUCCUUGGAGAACUUCAGGCGUUGCUCUGAUGGAAAGGAUGACAACACCUGGGCUCAGCCCCCGGAGCCCCUCACACAGGCGGUGGGCGACUCCUUCUCUGUUGUGGUCACCCACCUCCAGUCACCCGAUGACAUCAUCAUACAGAAGGUGGAGAACGCUGGAGUCAUUCAGGACUUGCAGCUGAAGCUGAGGGAGCACGGCAGCCAGACCCCAACCCCCCAGAACUUCAGACCAGCCCCCGGCACAGUUUGCUGUGCUCAGUUCUCAGAGGACAAGCCAGUGGCUACUAGGGGCGCCAAAAUUCUGGUCCGUAAUCAUCGAGCGAGCGUGCUUCUGUUGCCCCCCUCAGCCUGUGAGCCUCUGGUGUGGUCGUGUGCUGAGCUUCCCAGUGACGGCCAGACAGUGGCGCUGCUGGCCAGCGUGUUGGAGAACCCUCUGGAGUUUUACUGCCGCAUCAACAAUCCCACAGACCAUCAGCGACUGAUAGAGCUGGGCGCUGAGUUGAAAAAGCAUUGUGAGGCACAAGCCUCCCCUUUUGAGCCCAAAGUGGGGGAGCCCUGCUGUGCCAUGUUUCCUGGUGAUGGAGAGUGGUAUCGGGCUUUGGUCAAUGAGCUGGCUAAAGAAGUGUCUGUAAACUUUGUGGACUAUGGUUAUACCAUGAAAGUGGAAAAGAACCACAUUCGAUCCAUUACACCUGGACUCCUGACUCUACCCUUCCAGGCAAUUCGCUGUUGGCUCACAGGUGUGCAGCCCCUGGGAUCUGAGUGGAGCAGUGAAGCACUGCUGUGGUUUCAGAAUCUUGUGGACGGCGAGCAGCUCUCUGCACGGAUCCUCUCUCUCACUGAACAAGGCUACGGUGUGGAGCUGGAGAGCAGAGGGCACAAUGUGGCCGCUGCUCUUAUCUCGGAGCAACUAGCCAUAGGUCCUGAAGGGAUUCCCAAAGAGACAACCUCAGACUCUGGACAACAAGAGAAAACACAGGAACAUAAAGAGACCCAAAUAAUUGUGCAAGCCUCCACACCGACAGGAGCCAAAGAGAUACCAACUGAAGGGCCGACUGCAAUGCCGUCAGAAGUCCCAUCUUUCCCAGUGGACUGGAAGACAGUGGAGCUGCCUCUUAACGACACCUUUCAGCCCUGCUUUGCAGCAGUCACCAGUCCUUCCCUCUUCUACCUGCUCGCCCCCAACCAGGUGGACCACCAGAAGCUUCAGGAGGUGAUGACGGAGCUGGCUGUGUACUGCAGCAACAUCCAGGCCUCCUUAUCCUCCACUGUCCUGAGCAGACCCACAUCUGGAGCUGCCUGCUGCGCCCAGUUCUCUGCUGACAAUAACUGGUACCGUGCGAUGGCCCUUGAUGUCGGAGAGAAGGAGAUGAGCGUCGUCUACGCAGAUUACGGUAACACUGAGAAGGUUCCUUUCUCCCGUGUCCUGCCCAUCCCAGCGCGCCUGCUGCAGCUCCCCUUUCAGAUCACUCGCUGCACCCUCACUGGAAAGGAGCACUUCCCUGCAGUGUUUCCAGAGGCGUUGCAGCAGAUGUUUCACAGCCUGCUGCUGAGCGGCGUCCUCGCCACGGCCCAGUCGUUCGACGGCUCUGUUAACGUGCUCUCUCUCAGCCAGCCCCCGGAGACGGGCGGGGGGGACUUCACCGCCAUGCUGCUGAAGGCACUGCAGGCCCAGGCCAAGAGCCCCCCAUCUCCCACCCUGAAGGCUGACCACACUGACAGGAGCACAUCUCCUGCCAACAGUACAGCUGCACCUGAGUGCCCCCUGCUCACACCUAAACCUGAAGCCCAAAAGGCGACGGAAAACACACCAGCUACCCCCAGCCUAACCAUGACCCCAAAGGCGUCCCCCCAGACUCCCCAGCAGAACAAAAAUACUCCAGCAGUGUCAGUCAAUGAAGAUCCAGUUCAGAACAUUAUUGCGCAAAUGGAGGCUCCAUGCAAAACCUCAAAAACUGACGAUUCUCAGAUUCCUGGCUGCUGCUGUCUGAACCUGACGACUAAGAUUGACCACCUGGAACAUUUGGUGCAGGAGCAGCUGUCUCUCAUCCGGCAGUUAGUCGGAAAGACAAAAUAAGAUGUACAGAAUUCCAUUAGUCUUUUAAAUCCAGUUCGCUAUAUUGUUAAAAAUAAAUUCUGUUAUUAUAUUUCUUCAAAACAAGUUAAAUGUGGAUGUGGCAGCUAUCCAGCUCUUAAUUUAGCUUUUCUAAUUUAAUUUCCAUAUCCAGUGUUUAAUGUUUUAACCUGUGGUUAUUUUAUGUUUUAAUAUUUUUGAAAGUUUUCAUAAAAAAAAUGCUUUAUGCACCUAUUACGUUUGUUAAAGUUGCCAGAAAAUCAGCAACAAAAGAUGUUACCUCAAUUAUCCCAGCCUGUGUUUGUCUCCUGUAAGUGUGCUGUAGCACGCGGUGCUGUCAUCUGUUCCUCUGUUCUGUCCUAAUCACAUGUUAAGGUGGGACUUCAGCCUGAUUGAUUUAUGUUUGACAUGUGUUUCAGUCUUUACAUAAAGGUUCUCUUGACAGUGAACUGU
Molecule: messenger RNA, 3794 nt
Organism: Notothenia coriiceps (black rockcod)
Lineage: Eukaryota; Metazoa; Chordata; Actinopteri; Perciformes; Nototheniidae
Gene: tdrd1
Product: tudor domain containing 1
Exons: 26
Coding region: 93-3344 (1083 amino acids)
Source: RefSeq, a predicted model, not a curated record